GCGUGGCCUGGCCGGGGAGGUCGACACCCAGAUACUGCUCUCAGUCCUCUGGCGUCAGCUCCCCAGCGCGUCCCUACUGCCCCAGGGAUAUUUGUGUCUUUACUGCCAGCUCUUGCGCGGCAGUCACUGGGUUUGUUUCAGCGUCUGUGGUUUCUGUCGCUGCUAUCCUGUCUCCACCGCCCCAGCUCAGCUUCAGGCCUUCUUCCGAGACUCCACGGGAGAGCCCAGAGAGCCUCCGGAGCCGGUCUUUCACGCCUCUCACCACAGUCACACUAGCCGACUGAAAGCCCCCACAGCUCACUGUUGUCUGUUACCCAAACCCGCAAGCUCAGAACGCCUGGUUCUAGAAGCCAUGGAGGAAGUCCCACCCUGCUCCCUCAGCAGCACCCUGUUCCAGCAGGAAGAACAGAGCAGGGUGACCUACCGGAUCCCAGCCCUGCUGUACCUUCCUCCCACCCACACCUUCCUGGCCUUUGCAGAGAAACGUACCUCAGUCAGAGAUGAGGAUGCUGCCUACCUGGUGCUCAGACGAGGGCUGAUGAAGGGGCGCUCUGUAGAGUGGGGCCCCCAGCGGCUACUGAUGGAGGCCACAUUACCUGGGCAUCGCACCAUGAACCCCUGCCCUGUGUGGGAGAAAAAGACUGGCCGCGUGUACCUGUUUUUCAUCUGUGUGCGGGGCCAUGUUACUGAGAGGUGCCAAAUUGUGUGGGGCAAAAAUGCCGCCCGUCUCUGCUUCCUUUGCAGUGAGGAUGCCGGGUGCUCCUGGGGUGAAGUGAAAGACUUGACUGAGGAGGUCAUUGGCUCAGAGGUGAAGCACUGGGCCACGUUUGCUGUGGGCCCAGGUCAUGGCAUCCAGCUGCACUCGGGAAGGCUGAUCAUCCCCGCCUAUGCCUACUAUGUCUCACAUUGGUUUCUCUGCUUUGCGUGUUCAGUCAAGUCCCAUUCCCUGAUGAUCUACAGUGAUGACUUUGGAGUCACAUGGCACCAUGGCAAGUUCAUUGGGCCCCAGGUGACAGGGGAGUGCCAAGUGGCAGAAGUGGCUGAGACCACUGGUAACCCUGUGCUCUACUGCAGUGCCCGAACACCAAGCCGAUUUCGAGCAGAGGCUUUUAGUACUGAUAGUGGUGGCUGCUUUCAGAAGCCAACCCUGAGCUCACAACUCCAUGAGCCUCGAACCGGCUGCCAAGGUAGUGUAGUGAGCUUCCGGCCUUUGAAGAUGCCAAACAUCUAUCAAGACUCAAUUGGCAAAGGUGCUCCCGCUUCUCAGAAGUACCCUCUGCUGGACAGUUCUCGGGAGGUGGAGAAAGGAGCUGAAACACCAUCAGGAACAUGGCUCUUGUACUCACAUCCAACUAGCAAGAGGAAGAGGAUUAACCUAGGCAUCUACCACAACCAGAACCCGUUGGAGGUGAACUGCUGGUCCCGCCCGUGGAUCUUGAACUCUGGGCCCAGUGGCUACUCUGAUUUGGCUGUUGUGGAAGGACAGGACUUGGUGGCGUGUUUGUUUGAGUGUGGGGAGAAGAAGGAGUAUGAACGGAUUGACUUCUGUCUGUUUUCAGACCACGAGGUCCUGAGCUGUGAAGACUGUACCAGCCCUAGUCGCGACUAAAGCCAAAUCAAGACGGAUGAGUGAGGCCCAGCUUCCCACAGAAAGGAAUGGCAGCUACAGCCAGGAUAGCAGAGGUCUCUGAUGUCUAGAGAAAAAUCUAAAAACUAAUAAUCUGCUCCUUGAAUUUUUUCACUUUUCCCUUCAAUGAGCAUAGUGAAAAUUGUGCCAUAUUUUACAUAACGAGGCUCUUGAACUGGGAGUUUGAAUCUCUUCUCUUCCCAUUAAGAGGAGAGGCCAUGUGCUCACUUCCUUCCUGGAUUCUGAUCUUGAGGAGAAGCCACAGACUUGCCUUCCCCAGUGAUUCACUGCUCACCUGAGUGUUAGGUGAUGUGCAGCUGCCGUGGCCAGAAGAAAGAUCUGUGUUGUUGUACUUUUUUUAAAAAAAAUUUAUUUACUAUAUGUAAGUACACUGCAGCUGACUUCAGACACAC
Molecule: messenger RNA, 2040 nt
Organism: Mus caroli (Ryukyu mouse)
Lineage: Eukaryota; Metazoa; Chordata; Mammalia; Rodentia; Muridae
Source: RefSeq, a predicted model, not a curated record